GUGGUGAUCGCGCAGAGGCUGAAGCUGAAGCUGCGCUGCUUACUGGAUGGAGGCGGUGGCCCACGCUUCUCGACGUUUUGCUCGAAAUUCGCUGCCACUUCCCAGAUUCACAUCACCGUCAUCAGAGACAACCCUCCCACCGAUCGACCCAUACACGAGUUCCCACUCGCCAGCAUCUUCACAUCCGCCGCCUCUGCUCUUCCACCUUCCUUCCGCCUCGACCACUCCACCACCGCCCGUCGGUGUUUCGCUUUGCUACGAGUAAUUAGCCACAGCAAGCUCGCGACUAUCAGGUGCGCUCAAUCGCCAU
Molecule: messenger RNA, 310 nt
Organism: Aplosporella prunicola CBS 121167
Lineage: Eukaryota; Fungi; Ascomycota; Dothideomycetes; Botryosphaeriales; Aplosporellaceae
Exons: 1
Coding region: 47-265 (72 amino acids)
Source: RefSeq, a predicted model, not a curated record